Molecule: messenger RNA, 1995 nt
Organism: Aplysia californica (California sea hare)
Lineage: Eukaryota; Metazoa; Mollusca; Gastropoda; Aplysiida; Aplysiidae
Product: lysine-rich nucleolar protein 1
Exons: 2
Coding region: 196-1563 (455 amino acids)
Source: RefSeq, a predicted model, not a curated record
GAAACGAAAACGAAAGUAAGCACGCUGCUUUCGCUUCCAGAUUCCAGGCUACGUUUGCAAGAAAGUGCAGUAGUUGUUGACGAAAUAUAGACUUGUGUACAAAAUAUUGAAAUACAGCCUGCAGAUUCUAGACCUUGAUCACUCAGGGUUGCACUUCUACAACACUGAAAUACAGCCGCCAUCAACAUUUGAGAUAUGAGUUUGGAAGGCACACCUUCAGGUGAAAUUAUACCAAAGGAGCACAAGAAAAAGAAGCAUAAGGGCAGAAAAGGCAUCGUGGACACAGAAGGAGAUCCUUGCAAAACAUCCCAUCAUCGUAAAAAGAAGAAAACAAAACAUCAAGAAGACACUACGGAUAUGGUUGUAGACAAAACUGUUGUACCAGAAACCCUUGAUUUGCCUUGUGAGGAUGAUUCUGAGAAACGAAAGCGCAAAAAAAAGAAGAAGAGAAAAGUAGAGGAUGAGGACGCUGCAUGUUUUGUGAAAACGAAAAAAGAAGAUUUAGCAGAAGAAAAUGGGGAACAUUGUAUUCUCUCAAAGAAGAAAAAAAAAAAGUCAAAAGAGAUUAGACAGGAUGAAGAUAAUGAACAGGUGACACUGAGUAGUGAAAAUAUGUUGGCCACUGAAUGUAAAGUAGAAACAUCUGUCUCACAGUCGGAUGGUAUGCAGGAGAAAAUGAAGAAGAAAGAGAAAAAAAAGAGAAAGAGAGAAAAAGAAGACGUUUCUGGUUGUGAUAAUGUGAAUAGUAUACAAGAGAAAACAAAGAAAGAGAAAAAGAAGAGAAAGGGAGAAAAAGAAGAUAUUUCUGAUUGUGAUGAAUCGGAUGGUAUGCAGGAGAAAAUGAAAAAGAAAGAGAAAAAGAACAGAAAGAGAGAAAAUGAAGAUGUUCCUGACUGUAAUGAUGUGAAAAAGAAAAAGAAAGAAAUGGAUGUGACGGAAUGCAAAGAUCCUCUGAACGUAAACAAAGUAGAUGCUGAUGAUAUAGAUAUCUCAGAAAAAAAGAAACACAAAAAGAGUAAAAAGAAACGGGUCCAUGAAUGUGAUGAUGUGGCCGAGAAAAAUGAAGAUAUUGAGAAAAAAGAACUUGUUGCUAACAGUCCUGUAAGUCUUGAAAAGAAUAUCAGCCUUGUUGAGAAGGAAAGGGAAAAUUCUAAAGACACUUCGGAAAGUGAUACAUCAGCAGCUGUUCGAAGCCAGUGGCAAGGUGACCUUUUUGAAAAUAAGGACAGACAGAAUAAAUUUCUGAGACUCUUAGGUGGCAUGAAGAAAAGCCCAGAAAAUUCAAAUGGAAAAGGUCUGUUUCCGUCUCAGAAGGGUCCUAAAGAGAAGAAGGGACUGUUUGGAUCCUUAGCCAGUGUCAGCCAGCAGAGAAGCAAUGUAGCUCUGUCUUCUUCUGCGGCUGCUACUUUGAACAAAUCACUAGAGGAAGACUACAAUCGUGCCUUAAAUCUUAGAUUAGGACCUGGGAGAGGGUCAGGAUUAGGGUUUGCACCUGAUCCUGCAGAAGGCAAGAAGUUUCAUAUUGAUACUAAAACUGUGAAAUCCAAAGUGUUUGAUGACUGAGAAUACAACAUUGGUACUCUUGUAUCUGAACGACUGCCGUAUAAGUACAUGGUAUGAGUAGUAUUAUUAGCAGUUUCCAUUCAUAGUUCCUCAGUUCUUUGAAGGUAGUGUACCAGACUCAUACUGGGUGCCGGUUUAGUUGAUGGUCUACCACAAUACGGUUGUUGAUUCUAAAUCCCACUCAAUCGACCACAGUCUACUGCAAUCUAGGCAGUCUAGUGUAGCACAAGUCCAUCCUAAUUAAUAUAAACUAGUCACGGUUAUGACAGCGCUGGGGGCAUUCUGAUGAAAGGUGGUGUCAUUUAUGGUUGUGAUGUGUUGAUGGGUGGACUGCUUUAUUUUGCAGUGUCGUUUAGAUCAAAGAAUUUUGCAGUGAUAAUGAUUAUGAUUGACAAGUAAGCCUUGACAAGUGACCAGAUGUGGUUAUUUAAA